Paramecium tetraurelia is the source of this 1779-nucleotide messenger RNA. RefSeq lists its product as uncharacterized. The record is from RefSeq and is a predicted model, not a curated record. NCBI's taxonomy places the organism in Eukaryota, Ciliophora, Oligohymenophorea, Peniculida, Parameciidae. The transcript is spliced from 7 exons.
AUGGCAUUUGUAUAUUAAGCUUAACGAGAUCUCAACCAAUUAUUGACAUCUGUGCCAACUAAUGUACUCUCAUUAUUCUAUUCAUAACAGGUGGGUCCAGGUUCCUAUGGGAAACAAAAGAAAAAGCUAAUCAAAUAAUCAGUAGCUCCUUUCAAUACACAAUCUACCAGACUCAAUCCAUUAAAAAACUCCUCAUUUCCAGGUCCUGGGAGUUACAAUGUCAAUUUGGCUAAUGCAGGGUAGAAAGUGCUGCUUCAAUCCAAUCAAUCAGAACUUAAGAUUCUCGAAAUACACAAAUAACAGUCAGUUUUUGCAUCCAAAUGUAAGCGCUUUUAAGAAGUUAAUACAAGCGAUACUCCAGGUCCUGGUUCAUACAAACCAGAAGCAAAUUAACGACAACAUUAUCAAAAGGGAUCAUCUGAAUAUUUUAUAGAGUCACUAUUGAAAUUAAAUAGAAAUAAAUCAAUACCAUCAAUCCCAUCCAACGAAUAAGCGUAUGGUUAUGAUGAUAGUGGAACACUGUAAUUAAAUAAGAGUCCCCAAGACAUCAUUACAGGAUUAAAGAAUGACUCAGUGGGACCUGGUCACUAUGAUCUUAGGAACUCUUUCGAUUUAAAUAAAGAGAAGGGUCACAAUUGGCAUUCCUCUAAACAACCAAAACUUGCUCCUGUUGUUUCCAAAGAUUAAAAAAUGAUAGUUGGACCAGGAGCAUAUGCUAUUGAAAAUGAGAGUCAACCCUUAUAUAAAUUGUUGCCAUCAGGAUCCUUUCAAUCCAAUACAUCUAGAUUCAAUAAUUUAGACAAGGGACAAAGAAGCAAAGAAAUCCUUAGACUUUAAUUUGAGAAGAAGAAAUCAAAAUUGCUACAAGAUUCAUAAUUUGAAGAUUUGAAAGAUGAAUAAUUUGAUAUCUCUCAAAAUGAUGGACCUGGCCCAGGAUAUUAUUUUAAAGAUCAUAGUACUGUUUCAACUAUAUCAACUUCUAAAUUGGAAACACAAUGUUUUGGAUCAAAAUUGAAAAGAUUUCAAAGUGAUUCAAAUUAAAUAACCGUUGGUCCUGGAGACUAUAAAAUUGAAACUUAACUAUCAAAUAGCAGUCUUGCAUUAAAGCAACCACCCUUUUUAUCCUCUAAUACUCGAUUUGAACAACAACAUUUCAAUAGGAAGGUUGGCCCACAAUCUUACCACAUUAAUAAAAGUUUGGAAUAUGAUUUGAUUAAAAAACUCGAAAGAUCUCCUGUUGGUAAAUUUGGAUAGAAUUAACCUAGAUUUGUGAAUGAUCAAAGUAAAGAAGAAUUGCCUGGUCCAGGUUUCUAUGACUAUUUAUAGUAAUCCACCUAACAAGGAGCUCAAACUAUGUUUAAGUCUUAAACUAAGAGGAUUGAUCCAACCCUAUUAAAUAAAUCAGAAAUACCAGCCCCUAGCUAAUACAAUCCCAGAAAUCACACAAUCGAAUAUAACAUAAAGAAAGCUGCAGAGGAUCUUGAAUUUGAUAUCAAUAGACCUCCCUUUUAAUCUUCAGCUCCUCGAUUUAAAAGUAAUGUGGAUGUCAAAAUUGAUGAAUUGGAUGAAGAUCUUUAUUUGAAAAAAUAGAAUCAAAAAAAAGAAGAGCACAAGAUUCCGUAUAAAUAGAAAUAGCAACCGCCUCCAUUUAAUGUGCAAGAAAAACGAUUUUAAUAUGGUAAACUAACUGUUUAAUCUCCCGGUCCUGGAGAAUAUAAUGAGUCCACUUAAAUUUCAUGGGACAAACCAUCAUUCAAUGUUCAAUAUUCUUAAUUUUGA